This is a messenger RNA of Tetrahymena thermophila SB210, 498 nucleotides long. RefSeq names its product transmembrane protein, putative. The transcript has a single exon. NCBI's taxonomy places the organism in Eukaryota, Ciliophora, Oligohymenophorea, Hymenostomatida, Tetrahymenidae. The record is from RefSeq and is a predicted model, not a curated record.
AUGAAACAAAAUUUAAAAAUAUUUAUACUCUUUUUGUUAUCUACAGUAGUUUUCGUUGCUUAUACUCUCGUAGGAAAUAACAGAUAGAGAAAUCUAUAAUCUACUGUGAAAACCGCCACAUUUAAUCCAAAUUAUGGAAGUACGAGCAGCAAAGUCAGUGAUGUAGCCAGUUCUACCUCGGGAAAUUCUGGAAAGCUUUCUACUGGAGCUUAAGCUGCUAUCUAUGCUUGUUCAGCUAUUGGUUUAUUUUUAAUAUUAGUACUGAUUAAUUAUGCAUGGAGAAGAUAUCGUGCUUAUAGAUGUAAAUAAGCAAGAGAAAAGUGUUAAUAGGAAAUAUAAAAUUUAAAAAAUGCUCAAUAACAAAAUCAUUAAAUGAGUUAAAAUUUAGGAAACUCGACUGUGUAUAAUCCGGGACAAUAAAUUCCUAAUAUGUAAAGAUAUCCUUAAAAUUAUCAAUUCUAGGUAUACCCAAAUUAAAAUAAUUAAAAUUUUUAUUGA